Myiozetetes cayanensis is the source of this 2310-nucleotide messenger RNA. It is a transcript of the gene TM2D1, whose product is annotated as TM2 domain containing 1. The transcript has 6 exons. NCBI's taxonomy places the organism in Eukaryota, Metazoa, Chordata, Aves, Passeriformes, Tyrannidae. Bases 135 to 713 code for a protein of 192 amino acids. The record is from RefSeq and is a predicted model, not a curated record.
AACCUUCCCCCUUAGCACCCCACGAACACCCCGGCGUACUCCCUGUUUCUCCCCGCAGCCACCGCGGGCUCCCACCGCGGCGGGGCCGUUCCGCUCCUCCCCUGUCAGCUGACGGCGGCGGCGGCGGUCCCGUCAUGGCCGCCCGGAGCAGCGCGGCUGAGGUGCGGGUGCUGCUUCUCCUCUGGUUCGCAGCCCUAGAGGGAGCGGCGAGCUCGGAGCCGUCGCUUAAGUGCGAGGAGCUGCGGAUGGGGCAAUAUAUGUGUGAUGAGCCUAAAAUAGACAAUAGCACACAGGAACCAAUGAAUUGCACAAAUCACACAGCAUAUGUUCAAUGUCUACCAGCACCAAAUAUUACUUGCAAAGAUCACCUUGGCAUAGAAAAAGUCUUUACAGGACAGGAGGUUGGAUUUUACAAGCCUAUUGAGUGUCGCAAUGUAAAUGGAUAUUCCUACAAAGUGGCAGUGGCUCUGUCCUUAUUUCUUGGAUGGUUGGGAGCAGAUAGAUUUUAUCUAGGCUAUCCUGCAUUAGGUUUGUUAAAAUUCUGCACUGUAGGAUUUUGUGGAAUUGGGAGCCUAAUUGAUUUCAUACUUAUUUCAAUGCAGAUCGUUGGACCUUCCGAUGGCUCCAGUUACAUCAUAGAUUACUACGGUGCGAGGCUCACACGGCUCACCAUCACCAAUGCAACCUUCAGGAAAAUGCAGACCUAUCCCUAAUCCUGACAACAAGUGUCACAAAUCCAUAGGUGCUGCUUAUUUCAACAGCUGGAUCCAGUUGUCCACUGGAAUUGCUGAGGACUUAUUAAUUGCACUUCAUCAGAACGGAAUAUUAAAUGUACCUUGAACGAAAAUGAUCAAAUAUGAAAGUUCCUAAAGUGAAUGAGUUUACCUCAGAGGUCUAACUUUGUGGCUGCUCUAUUUCUGGGAGCACAAAGUUUCUUGCUAAGUUAUAUCAUUUGUGAAAUAUGCAGACUUUUGUAAUUUGCACUGAUGUUCUGUGUCUGUAAGUAUAAUUAAGAGUUUUACAGAGAACUGGAAAAAGAGUGGAUAGGCCAGGAUUACACUCAGGAUCUGUUCUCAUAACAGUUUUGAAAGUGGCAGUUUGGAAAUUAACUUAAAUAUCCCAAACCACACAAACUGUCUGUCUUUCUAUCCUGUUAAAAUCCAAAUAUCCCCAAGUCUUGUUCUGGUGUAUCCUGUGAAAUUCUGUUAAUUGAAAUAAUGACUUCUGUAAAGCUUGAAGACAAAGUUUGGUCAAAUAGCAAAAUUUGGUCAGUGCUGAUCAACAGUAAAAAGUAUGGAGGCAUAAAAAAUAGAACCUUAGAUGACACAUAACAGAAAGAGAGGGUGGAUGUUGACAUGGCCUGAGGUUAGAAGAGGAAAUAAUUGUUCUGCUUAUUUUGAUUUUUUUUCUUUCCUCCUUUGCAACCAUCCACAGUGAAAUACAUACCUUCUUUUUCUGAAAAUAAAUUGGUGCAUGUGUUUUUCAGCUACAGUGUCAAAAGAGUGAAUUCUUUGACUAAUAAAGCCCUUAAAAGGUUCUUUUUUUGGAUUCCUUGUGUUUCUGUGAAAUAAUCGUGUCCUUCAAAGUCAUUUGACCAGAGUCUUUAGGACAACUAAGGUUUCCCAUGUUGUUCCUUUAAAGAAAAGUAUAUACACACAGAGACAGAAAACAAAAUCUUCACAUUAUUUGACCAAUUUUAAAUAUUCCCUUUACCUUCUAAGGAAAACUGGCAGCAACUGAGUGAGAAAUCCAUGUGAUAGAAACUGUAGUCUAUAGAUUUUUUAAAAAAUUUGGCCUAUUCUAUUUUUCAGCUGAAACUUUCAAAACAUUAUAAUGUGUCCACAAAGGGUAUCUUUAAGGGAAUUACCAAAAAUGAGAUUCCUAAAUUGAUUUUUUUUUAAAGCACAAUUUGUGGUUUUUAGUCUCCUUUUAACCCACAUUAAACCCAGCGCACAGAAAGCUUUGUCAAGAAAUCCUGUUUUUUUUCCAAAUCAGCGUAACCUGACAUAUCACGUAAUGAGAAUAAACCACAAGGAAUACUUUGUGCUUAACAUUAAUUCCUUCCUUCACACAAGAAAGACGUGGUUUUGGAAUACUUCCUACCAUGCAUUUUACUUGUGGGUUCAAAGAGACAAGAACACUCUGUUACAGCUCCCUUCCCUUGCUUGAUAUUUGUUGCACCUCCCUUUGGUUUCUCUCUCACUGAAUGCUCUUUGUGCACAUCAGUUUUGUUUCCUGAAAUACUUUGAAAGACAGGAAGUGGAUGGAAAAUAGAUGUUUGAAUCAAAUAAAAUCUCCUGGCUAAGAUCA